CUCGGUCCUGCACUCCAAAGCCGUCGCUGGGACGGGCAUUUUGCUGUUAUGGGCUGAGAAUUGCCGCAGCGAGCCAAGAUCUUGCGGCAAGAACUUGCGAGUCAUGAAGACCCUCUGCGACGCGCCCUGUCCCGUCCACAGUGUUCCUGGCUCCUGAGUUCCAGCCGAUCUAUCGCGGGCACUGCAAUGAAGUGCAUUGACCCCAGGGCCUGGGCCUGGGACGUGGUUCGCGGAUCUGCAGAGACCCCCGGCCCCGUCACGCUCCGGAAGCGCAGCCGAGCCGGGCUAAUCCACUCUCGGCUUCCCGCCAUCGGAUCGGGUCCGCAAGACCAAUCGCAGCGCAUACUGACCUUUGAGUUGUCACCGCUGAUUGCAGGUCCAGGUGCACCUUCUGACAAGAAGGGGGAUGGCUGGGCUGGCGCCAGUCCGAGCUCGGCUUCCAGGAACGCCAGUUAGCGUUCCUCCGCGGCAGUCCGGCCGAUACCUCUGCAUGAUUCGAGCUACGUCAUGCUGAUGCUGAUCAAAUGAAGUUGGGACAAGCACACGGAGCAAAAGAGUAACUACACCCGAGCGGCUCACCGCUCCGCUGUCUCGGUCGCUGUUGUCUGGUAUUUGAACGUCCACGAUUCCUCAAGGAAGCAGAGAGUGUCUCCCACUGUCUCCGUCUUUUCUGUCCUGCUCAGUCGCGAGCUUGCCAGAGGCAUCUUUCCCGACCUCAGUCUCACCCCAAUAAACUCUCUACGACUGGCGCCUUUCCCUACCGGAGAUAUGUCCGGCAACAGCCCAUCCUUCCUCACCCUCCCCCUGGAGCUCCGCCUGGAGAUAUACACCCACCUCCUGGUCCUCCCGCCGCCUCCGCCACCCGAAACACUCACCACCAUCUAUCGCUGCUCCCACCCCUACACGGCCUCCUCCUCUUCCUCGCAACUCCCCGCUUCAGAUCCCGCCCGCUCCGAGUCCACGUCCGAGCCCGAACCGACCGUCCACCCGCAGAUCCUCCGCGUCAACCGCCAAAUCCACCACGAAGCCACCCCGCUCCUCUACACGCUCAACACCUUCCUCGCGCACCCGGCUGCCAUGACUGCCCUGCCCACUCUUUACUCUCACCACCACCAGCACCACCACCACCACCCGCACUCCGCACCACAAAGCAGAACCAGAAGCAAAACAAUCCCCAUCACCACCCCGCCGCGCCUGACCAACCUGAUCACGCGGUGGCACGUGCGGCUGCGGCUGGACGCGCCGCCGCCGCCGCAGGCGCCGUGGUGGGACCGCGCGGCGGUGGCGCGCGCCUUCACCGGCGCGGAGGCGCUCACGCUGGAGAUCGAGUGGGGCGCGGCGGUGCCCGGCGGGGCCGCGGCCGAGGUGCUGCGGGUGUUUGAGGGCGUGCGCGGGGUGCGGCGCGUGCGCAUCGCCGGGGCGGCCGGCAGCGGGCUGGAGGGGUAUGUUGCCUGGUUGAGGGCCCGGAUGAUGAUGAGGCCUGGGGGAAAUAAAGAAGCGGCGGUGGGAGUUCGCCAGGAGGGAAAGGGAAGGGGGUGGGGUGGGGAGACGGAUGGGGAAGGGUUAGGGUGGAAGGUGGACGGGGACGAAGAGCAGGACGGGGACGAGCUGAGGGAGGACGGGAACGGGAACUGGGACGGGGACGAGGACUGGGAUGAGGAGUAUGUGCCGGCGGAUGAAACGGAGAGGAAUAUGUUGAGGAGGUGGAUGUUGGAUUAUCCAUAAGGGACGGAGGUAGUAGAGACACAUCGAAGUGACGGAAAAUGUACAAAGUGAUGGUCACAGCGGGCAGAUAAACGGCGGGCGUAAUAUAGGCCUGCACCACAUCAAUGCACACUAG
This is a messenger RNA of Thermothielavioides terrestris NRRL 8126, 1840 nucleotides long. RefSeq lists its product as uncharacterized. The record is from RefSeq and is a predicted model, not a curated record. The transcript has a single exon. Lineage: Eukaryota; Fungi; Ascomycota; Sordariomycetes; Sordariales; Chaetomiaceae. The coding region runs from base 769 to 1725 and encodes 318 amino acids.